CAAAAUUUGCUGCAGAAAAGAGUGAAACAUUCUGUGGCUUAAUUUUUGCUAAUCCCUGAUUAAGCAAGUAUUAACCAUUUUAAAAAAUUUCAUGACAAUCAACAGGUCAGCUUUCACUGUGAUGUCUUACAAUCUACUAGGUCUCUUAUUGACUUUGAUCUCAAAAUGCGGGAGAUGACAUCAAGAGAACUAUUUUUAAGAACUUUUCAAGGGGAGCAUGCCCAUAGACUUCCCUAGUGGCUUGGUGGUCACAAAACCUCCCUUCCUUUUAUUUCAAGAGGCUAUAAUCUCUGCAUUGACGUGGUGACAGCAAAACACUGCACCCUUAAACACAGUCUAUAGCAAUGCACAAGUGAAUUGAAAGUUAAGGUUUCUGUAAAAAACAAACUCUUUCUCUUGCGUUUGCUUAGUGUAACAAACUGUUAAUAAGAUUUUGUAGCACUAAGCCAAUGGAAAUGAAUUUUUUUCAAAGGUUUGUUAAUGGAAGACUACUAGCUCAAUGGUACUAACGGAUGGGUCGGGAAGAGGGUUGGAGCGAUGGUUGGAACACGGUGUCGAGCAUGGUUAGAGUUGAUGCGACCAGCGGUACGGAUGGGAUUGACUUAUCCUUCAAAUAAGUGAUAGUGAUCUGUCAACAGAACUCAAAUAUUUGAUUAAAGAAAUAGAUUGCCGUUCAUGUCUUAGUACACCUAUUGCAAACCAUUUCUUCCUUUCUGCGUGAAACAUUGGCUUCUGAAUGGUCAUUUUGAACGCCAUACAGUUCGCGUUGUCACAUUUCCUCUUUAAAAGUAUACAACAAGCGUAUUAUACGAAGCAUGCAUUUACAGCCCGCCUCGUGCGGAAGAUGGCGGACGGUGUAAGUGUUUUAUGUGCAACGGUUACUACAGGGUUGGAGUCCGUUGCCGUGAAGGAGUGCAAAGAAAAGCUAGGAAGCAAGUAUAUAAGGGAAGCAAGAGGCCGCAUAUACUUUGAUAUUCCCACAAAUUCGUUUACAGAAUUGAAGUCAUUAAGAUCUGUUGAGCACCUCUUCGUCGUAGUAAAGGAAUUUCAAGAAGACAAUAGUGAAGGCUUUGAUUGCUACAGUCCAGAUAUUCUUGAAAAGCUUUACAAACUACCACAGAACCUUGACUGGAACUCAAGUCUUUUCCUGUGGAAGCAAUUUAAAGGACAUUCCGGACCAAUUUUUGAAAACGAAAGCGAUGUAUUGCAUUGCCAUCGCGAUGGUUUUGUAAGCUCGAAAGAAGGUGACGAGUCUCUGGCCGAGGAGUUGGAGAAUGAAAGAGAAGCUCCGGCGAAAAGAAUGAAACACACCAAUGAAAAUUCUGGCGAGCAGAAGGCGAGUGAGGAGGACGGUUCUGGAGCAACUGUUUUACCCUCAAGUGUUGAUCUUGGGGAAACGUCGACAUCAACAAGCACCAACCCUCUAGAGGUCGAAGAUCAGAUGGUUUUACCAAAAUUCCGUGUCACAUGUACACGCACUGGCGAUAACCACAGCUUUUCAUCCCAAGAAGCUGCAGCUAAAUUUGGUGGUGGGAUAAACGAUGGGUUUGGCUGGCGAGUAGACCUAAGCCAUCCAGAUAUCGAAGUACUUCUCAACAUUGUCGACAACAGUGUUGUCAUCGGUAUCGCCCUGACAAAGGAAAGUAGGGGAAAACGGAACAUUGCCCACUUUGGUCCAACGACCUUAAAGUCAUCAAUAGCCUAUUGUAUGCUUUCACUGGCAGAUAUUAAACCUGGUGAUGUGGUAUGUGAUCCUAUGUGUGGUGGAGGCUCUAUUCCUAUAGAAGGUGCCCUCAACUGGCCCACAUCAUUUCACUUGUGUGGAGACCAUCAUGAUUUAGCUCCUGCCAGGACCUUGGCUAAUGUACAGAAUCUGGUUGAACAACAGUUGGAGAAAAAGAAAAGUCUUCCCCUGGACAUUUUUCAGUGGGAUGUGUGCAAUCUUCCCUUGAAGUCUAACAGCAUUGAUGUUUUCAUCUCUGAUUUGCCUUUUGGCAAGAAAAGUGGAUCCAAGCAUGAAAACUGGAAACUGUAUCCAAGAGCUCUUCAGGAAAUGGCCAGGGUGUGUUCAGUUGGAAGUGCAAGGGCUGUACUUCUGACUCAGGAUAAGAAAGUGAUGUGGAAAGUACUGAACAGUUCUAGACAGUGGAAGAAAGAUUUUACUUUGUGGAUCAACAUAGGAGGUCUCAAAGCAGGAAUAUAUGUUCUUACCAGAACUAAACAGUGAGAGUUUUGAUGUACCGUACACAAGAAGUUGAACCCUAAAGGUGUCUUUGUGAAUGGUUUGUUUUUACUUCUGGAGAAUUUUACUGGUAUAACAGGCAAGUCUCAACCCUUUUUUACACCCUAACAUCAGUUUGCAAAUUCUCCAUACUGCUCUCCACAAAUUUCCCAAAGUGCCCACCCAAAGUGCCGACAAGGAGAAUUUGUUUAACAGUCAAGAGCUCCUUUAGUUAGUGAUCAUUUCCUUUAUUCUGGUGACCUUCAUGAGUGAUUUAGGGGUGACACUGUAAGGAGAAACUAGAUGCUAGUCACUCCUAAGGGUCAAUAGGGACUUUAAGCAAACCACGACAACUAAGGCAACG
This is a messenger RNA of Stylophora pistillata, 2585 nucleotides long. RefSeq names its product tRNA (guanine(6)-N(2))-methyltransferase THUMP3. NCBI's taxonomy places the organism in Eukaryota, Metazoa, Cnidaria, Anthozoa, Scleractinia, Pocilloporidae. Gene Ontology annotation, biological process: tRNA methylation. Gene Ontology annotation, molecular function: RNA binding; tRNA (guanine) methyltransferase activity. The record is from RefSeq and is a predicted model, not a curated record.